Messenger RNA from Budorcas taxicolor (takin), 1263 nucleotides. It is a transcript of the gene ATCAY, whose product is annotated as ATCAY kinesin light chain interacting caytaxin. The transcript is spliced from 12 exons. The coding region runs from base 1 to 1263 and encodes 420 amino acids. Gene Ontology annotation, biological process: apoptotic process. Lineage: Eukaryota; Metazoa; Chordata; Mammalia; Artiodactyla; Bovidae. The record is from RefSeq and is a predicted model, not a curated record. Gene Ontology annotation, cellular component: cytoplasm.
AUGGGAACCACCGAAGCCACACUCCGGAUGGAGAACAUGGAUGUGAAGGAAGAAUGGCAGGACGAAGCUCUGCCCAGGCCACUCCCAGAAGAGACGGGGAUGGACUUGCUUGGCAGCCCCACAGAAGACACGUCCUCCCCUCCCAACACGCUGAACUUCAAUGGGGCUCAUCGUAAGCGAAAGACGCUGGUGGCCCCUGAGAUCAACAUUUCCCUGGACCAGAGUGAGGGCUCCCUGCUGUCAGAUGACUUCCUAGACACCCCCGAUGACCUGGACAUCAAUGUGGAUGACAUUGAGACCCCUGAUGAGACCGACUCACUGGAGUUCCUGGGGAACGGCAAUGAGCUGGAGUGGGAAGAUGACACCCCCGUGGCUGCUGCCAAGAACAUGCCUGGGGACAGCGCGGAUCUGUUUGGGGACGGCUCGGCGGAGGACGGCGGCGCAGCCAAUGGGCGUCUGUGGAGGACGGUGAUCAUUGGGGAACAGGAACACCGGAUCGAUCUACACAUGAUCCGGCCCUACAUGAGGGUGGUGACCCACGGAGGGUACUACGGCGAAGGUCUCAACGCCAUUAUCGUCUUUGCUGCCUGCUUCCUCCCGGACAGCAGCUCCCCCGACUACCACUACAUCAUGGAGAACCUCUUCCUGUACGUCAUCAGCAGCCUGGAGCUCCUCGUGGCGGAAGAUUACAUGAUCGUGUACCUGAACGGCGCCACGCCCCGGCGGAGGAUGCCGGGCAUUGGCUGGCUGAAAAAGUGCUACCAGAUGAUCGACAGGAGACUUCGGAAAAACCUGAAGUCCUUAAUCAUCGUCCACCCAUCCUGGUUCAUCCGCACCGUUCUGGCCAUCUCCCGCCCUUUCAUCAGCGUCAAGUUCAUCAACAAGAUCCAGUAUGUGCACAGCUUGGAAGAUCUGGAGCAGCUCAUCCCCAUGGAGCACGUGCAAAUCCCAGACUGCGUGCUACAGUAUGAGGAGGAACGGCUGAAGGCCAGGAGGGAAAGUGCGAGGCCGCAGCCGGAGUACGUCCUGCCCAGGUCUGAAGAGAAGGCAGAGGCGGGGCUGGCAGAAGAUAGGUCUGCUCUGGCCACAGAAGAUCAGGAAACAAGGUGCCAGAAAAAGCCUCCCUGUGCGUCACGAGUCCUGGGGACCACCCUCAGGGUCCAUGGUUUGCUAGAAGCACUCACGGGACUCAGCAAAGCAGAUCUGCUCACAGUUAUGGUUUAUUACAGUGGAUGGGUGGAUGCAGCUCAAAAUCAGCAAUAG